CAUUUUGAAACGUGCCAUAUCACAUUCGGAUAGUAACUGUUGAAUCUCAAAUACAUAUUUAAGAUAUAAAUGGUGGUUAUAUCUUAAAUCUGUAUUUGGGUGAACAUCCUGAUAAAAUGUAUAUGAUGAAUCUUUAGCACAAGUGUUCAUUUCAUCUUCCAUAAGAGGAUAAUACCUAGAUAUCGACCUCUUCUAUUUUGGGCGCUAUAUUCUUCACAAGGUAAGGACAAAAAUGGAGGUUACAUUAGAAACGUCUGACUCUCAUGACGACGACAACACGGAUGAGGAUAAUCCCAUAACACCUACAUGGAGAUUCAACGUCUUUCUGGACCAAAUCGGCCAAGAUAUCAUGGACGGAGAUCUAGCUAGAAUGAAAUCUCUCUGUGUGGGGGGUGUUUUCGGUCAAUCAGCGUUAAGCAAAGCAACAACUCCAGUGUUGUUUUUCAAGUUGCUCAGGGACAUGGAUUUUCUAAACAUUGACAAUCUUACACAUCUACAAGCAAUGUUAUGGCAUAUUGGAAGGAAGGAUCUCCAUGAAAGAAUGGUAGAAUUCGCUCGGGAGUGCCGGAAGAUACCGUUACAUUUCUUUUCACCAAAAGAAAAACCAGCAAACGGGUAUACGCAUGUGAAAUUCCAUGUUCGAGGCCCUAAUGUCAGCAGACAACAGAUGGAACAUAUUCGAGCAGACGUGGCAAACCUGUUGUGUGUCAAAAGCCAAGACGUCCUUCUGGUCGGCUACAGUCCAUCUAACAGUAGAAUACUUACCUUCAUGGUCCCUGAAGCUGCUGUCGGUGUUCUUAAAACCUUAACAAAAGAGGACAAGGAGAUGUUUGCAACGAUGAAGGUGGAUAGCAUCAUGAUAGGUGACGUCACCAUACCAAUAGAAGGAAGACAGGUUCAGAUGUCAACAUCAGAUUCUGAGAGAAAAGCAUUUACUAAAAUCGUGCAAGAGAGAGACAAGCUCAAAUCGCAUCUCGAUAGGAUCCAAUGCCGUCUGGUGGAGCGCAACGAUGAACUCCGGAAAGCAAAGGAAAACGAAGACUUAAUGCGAAGGAGUAAAGACCAAGCUGUGAUAACCUGUUUAACACUACUGUACAACCACCGCCCAGUUACACGUAUAAUCGAUUCCUUAGUGAGCAAGAGCGCCUUGGUGUACUUCAAACACUGUCUGCAGCAGUUCCAGGCAAAGUUUCCAGGAGAAAUGGAUACCAUCGAGAUACUGCUGGAAGCUAAGAGAAUAGCUGUGUGCAAGACCGAAAGAGAUAUUUGGAAUCAAUAUGAACACCAGCGAAACUUGGUAAUUGCUUUGCAGGUGAAUCAGCUUCAAAUGCAGCAAACCGUAAUGAUGGCUAAUAGCCAUGGAAUACAUAUCUCGCGUCCACCAUUUGCUGCAAUGCCGGUUCAAGAGAUGUCAGAAGCAAUUACAGUCGGUGUUGGUGUCCCAGCAAGUGCAGCACAGCCAAAUGUGAUGCCAUUUGGCUUACAGUCACUGAUAUCAGCCGAAGCAAUGAUAAUAAUACAAGCAAUGGAGGAGAUAUCAAAAAUUGUCAACAAACAACAAAAGGAGUUUAUUUUAGGGCGUUUGGAGAUUGAAGACUCUAAGAAAAAGAAUUUUCUGGAGCCCAAUGAACAAUUUCUCUGGAAGUUGUUUCAAAUGAAGCCACGAAAUGAGAAUGCAUUGACCUUCAUGUUGGAGACAAUACGCCUUCUGGACGAUCGGACUCUGGAAGCUAAGGUAUUGCAAAAAAACAAGGAAGUCCAAGAGGCAUGUGAUGAGUCUGCGGCAGCAGGUCGACAGCCUUCGAUGACCCCGCAGGUCAAAUUCAACAAGGGGUUACCAAAACGUCCAGUAGAUCCAAGCGUACUAAAACGCCUACAGAGUGACCCAGUCAAGCUAAUGGAAUGCUUAGCUUUGCUACAAGGUUUAGCAGACAAUGUUGAGGUGUAACAAGUGAUCUUCUACCAAAGUUCAGUACAUCACAGCUGAUCAAAACAUUGUGCACUACGUAGUAACUGCAGAAGACAUUUCAGAUCUUCGUUUUUGAAAAAAAAAAAAGGUACAUAGGGGAUAUUUGAUGUGUUUCGGUUAUAUACCACAUACAUUUUAACCAGUGUGACAAAAUACUAAGGUGAUAUCUUUUGUACUGUACUUUGCAAUUGUUAUAAACUCUCCGAAUUCUGCUAUUCUCAAGAUAUGCAUAAUGUUUAUUUUGGUACUCAACGUCUCUAAAUGUCUCUAUAACGUCAAAAUGUUUUACUAGUUGUGUAAUCUAAUGUGCCAUUUCAAAAACCGUUCCGCUCGACAGUAAGGCUAAAAGCCAGUCUGAACAGUUAUUUCUUACAAUAGCAAUUUUCAUUCCAUUGACAUGCUGUAUCAAAACUUAUCAAUGUGUACCAUGUUUUCACCAUUUUGAUUCAUGUAACCUUUUCUUACCUUUAAUGAGAGAUCUUUACAAAAGACAAGCAGGUUAUUACAACUUUUCCAUUCAGAUUUAGAGUUAGAGAAUAUGAAAAAAUGAGCAGUAUGUCAUUCAAAAUAAUAAAAAAUAAAAUUAAGAAAAAUUCUAUUAUAAAACUGCAAGCAGAAGAUAAUAUGUUUUCAUAUGUCGCAAACAAUCACAAUAAAUUCGAUCGGAACUUAUUAUAAAAAUGAAAUAAAAUGCUGGUGAACUAAUUGUAAAAAAUAACAUCUGUAUAUUGUAACACUUAUUAUUGAUAUGGCACGAAAUACCUAUGGUAUGAAAUAUUUUUUGUGAUGGUACGAAAUAGUUUUUGUGAUGGUACGAAAUAGUUUUUUUGAUGGUACGAAAUAGUUUUUGUGAUGGUACGAAAUAGUUUUUGUGAUGGUACGAAAUAGUUUUGUGAUGGUACAAAAUAGUUUUUGUGAUGGUACGACAAUGCUUAUGGUACAAAAUGGCUGUUUACCUUAUCAAAUUUUGUCAACAUUUGUUUACUAACUUGUAUCGGUAUAAGUAUCUUGAAGUGAUUUAUCACACUGAAAAAGACAAAUGAAACUGAAAAUAGAGAAAAUGUCCAAAAAUAGUUCACCCCUCUUACCCUCUUACGUGCUGCCAAUUAAGUGCUUGUAAAUUUAGUAUAGGCCUAACGCACGAGUUUUGUUAUGGUCUCAUCGUGAAGGAAUGACCGAGAUUUUUUUUAUACAUCGAUAACCCCGA
This is a messenger RNA of Pecten maximus, 3176 nucleotides long. RefSeq lists its product as uncharacterized. The transcript has 7 exons. The record is from RefSeq and is a predicted model, not a curated record. Bases 233 to 1948 code for a protein of 571 amino acids. Gene Ontology annotation, molecular function: protein binding. Gene Ontology annotation, biological process: regulation of apoptotic process. Lineage: Eukaryota; Metazoa; Mollusca; Bivalvia; Pectinida; Pectinidae.